UGUUGCGCAAGUAGUGAAAUAAUGCAUGGAGUUUGGAUUUUGUAAAACAGAUUUGUGUUUCCAAGGGGAACAAAGUUUCGCAUCAUUGUCUUCAAUGACCAGAAUCACAGUUUCAAACCUUGAUGGAUUUCUCAAAAACCUCACAAAAACCUUUCAUUCCCUUCAUCAACAUUCAAACAAACCCAUCACUCCAUUUCGCAGCAACACCACCAAGAAACCCAUGAAAUCCAAGAAAAAUGGUUCCCAUUCUCCUCCUAUUACCAAAGAAUACAUGAGGGACGUAAUUGGGAAUAUUUACAGAACCCUAAAGUAUUCAUCUUGGGAUUCCGCUGAGCGAGAGCUUGAAAAUCUCCCUUUGAAAUGGGACUCAUACACUGUGAAUCAGGUUCUGAAAUCACACCCUCCAAUGGAAAAAUCAUGGCUGUUCUUCAAUUGGGCCUCUCGUCUCAAAGGGUUCAAGCACGACCAAUACACUUCCACAACCAUGCUUGAUAUUUUCGGUGAAGCAGGGAGGAUUUCGUCCAUGAAACAGGUUUUUCAUCACAUGCAAGAGAAAGGGAUUAAGAUUGAUUCUGUUACUUACACUUCAAUGAUGCAUUGGCUUUCCAGUUCUGGGAAUGUGGAUGAGGCAAUUGCCUUGUGGGAUGAAAUGAAAUCAAAGGGAUGUUACCCAACUGUUGUUUCUUACACUGCUUUUAUCAAGAUUCUGUUUCAUAAUCAUAGAGUUAAGGAAGCUACUGGUGUUUACAAGGAGAUGAUUCAAUCUGGUUGUGUUCCAAAUUGCUUCACUUAUACAGUUCUUAUGGAUCAUCUCAUUGGCUCUGGAAAGUGCAAAGAAGCUCUUGAGAUUUUUGAAAGGAUGCAAGAGGCUGGAGUUGAACCUGAUAAAGCUGCGUGUAAUAUUCUGAUUGAAAAGUGUUCUAAAGUUGGUGGGACUGAGUUCAUGACCCAUAUACUUCGGUAUAUGAAAGAAAAUCAUUUUGUUCUUCGUUACCAUAUUUUUGUGGAAGCAAUGGAAGCUUUUAAAAUUGCUGGUGAAAGUGAUACCCUUCUAAGGCAAGUCAAUCCACACUUUUAUUUGGAUUGUAGCUUUAGGAAGAAGGCAAAUGACAGUAACACAGUCAUUGAUGAUUCCUCUGCUAAUAUUGAUAAAGAGCUUUUAUUUGCUCUCUUGAAAAAUAGAAAGGUUGUUGCUAUUGACCACUUACUUCAAGGGAUGAUGGAUAAGAAAAUAGCUGUAGAAAAUAAGGUUAUCUCAACCGUUAUAGAGGUAAAUUGUAAUUGUUCUCGGCCUGAUGGUGCUUUGUUGGCUUUUAAGUACAGUAUAACAUUGGGAAUAAGUCUUGAUAGAACAGGAUAUAUUUCCUUAGUGGGAUUGUUAAACAGAUCAAAUAUGUUUCCAAAACUGGUGGAAAUUGUUGGGGAAAUGACUAAAGCUGGGCAUUCUCUUGGAAUCUAUUUGGCGUCGCUUUUAAUUUAUAGGCUUGGUUGUGCUAGGCAGCCAUCUAUUGCCUCGAAGAUUUUCAAUUUAUUACCUGAUAAUCAUAAGUGCAUUGCUUCGUACACUGCUUUAAUUAGUGUUUACUUAUCUGCUAAAAGAGUUACUAAGGCACUUGAAAUAUACAAAAACAUGUGUCGAAAAGGAAUUUGUCCUACGUUAGGCACUUAUAAUAUAUUAGUAGCUGGUUUGGAAAAAAAUGGCAGAUAUUCUGAAGCAGAACUUCAUAGGAAAGCAAAGAAGAGCCUACAUUCUAAUAUUGGUUCUCGAGAAAAUCUUUCCACAGAGGGAAAGAUAUGUAACCUUCUAUUUGCUGGGGAUGUAAUACUUUGAAUUUGAUGCACUAAGAUUCUCAUUGUUGAUUCAAGCCGAGGGCAUGUUAAGUAGUUGCUAUUGGAGAAUGAAAAUAUGCAAUUUAUGCCGUAAGGCGCUUGCUUCUUUUUUGUCAAGAAGUCGCGCAUGGUUUGAUCCAAGAUCAAGUUCAUGAGAUAUUCCAACACAGUCUAACUGUUCAUGUCUGUCUGCAUUUGCAACAUCUUGCAGGGAAUGCUUUGGAAUAGGUUAACUCGAGAACCAAUAUUGGCUGAUAUUCCGAAGCAGAACUUCAUGUUGAUUAGAUGCCAACACGGUCUAACUGUACAUGUUCUUCAGGACAGCCAUAUGUUACAUAAAACAAAAACUCUGUAAAGGAUGUUCCUAUGCUGCUGCUCAUAACUUUGAUGUCCCAUCCAGAGACAUGAUAUGUGCUUGCUAAAAUGUGGGGCACUGCUCUACACACAUAGUACUGAAAAGUCCCCAACAUAAGCAUGGGUACUUCCGAAGUAUGUCUUCUCCAUCAUGGGCAUCCAUGAAAUUUUUUGGAGACCAGUCUAAUUCAAUGGUAAUUUUUCUUUCA
This is a messenger RNA of Lathyrus oleraceus (garden pea), 2393 nucleotides long. Its product is annotated as pentatricopeptide repeat-containing protein At2g01390. The record is from RefSeq and is a predicted model, not a curated record. The transcript has 2 exons. Gene Ontology annotation, molecular function: protein binding. Lineage: Eukaryota; Viridiplantae; Streptophyta; Magnoliopsida; Fabales; Fabaceae. The coding region runs from base 26 to 1831 and encodes 601 amino acids.